This is a messenger RNA of Caenorhabditis remanei, 528 nucleotides long. RefSeq lists its product as uncharacterized. The transcript has 6 exons. Bases 1 to 528 code for a protein of 175 amino acids. The record is from RefSeq and is a predicted model, not a curated record. Gene Ontology annotation, biological process: neuropeptide signaling pathway. Lineage: Eukaryota; Metazoa; Nematoda; Chromadorea; Rhabditida; Rhabditidae.
AUGACUCUGCUCUACCAAGUGGGGUUAUUACUCCUUGUGGCAGCAACAUAUAAGGUGUCGGCGGAAUGCUGCACACCAGGAGCCACUUCUGACUUCUGCACCGUCUUCUCGAUGCUCUCCACUAUGGAACAAAAUGAAGUGAUGAGCUAUUUAGGCGAAAACUGCGAGGCUGACGCCGAGGUUGCACUGCAAAAGAUGGAGAAGAGAAAGCCAAACUUUAUGAGAUACGGUAGAUCUGCAGCCGUUAAGUCGCUGGGAAAGAAAGCCGGUUCAGACCCGAACUUCCUUCGAUUCGGACGCUCUCAACCCAACUUCUUGCGCUUCGGAAAGGCCAGUGGUGACCCGAAUUUCCUCCGAUUCGGUAGAAGCGACCCGAACUUCUUGAGAUUCGGAAAAGCCGCCGCCGAUCCAAACUUUUUGAGAUUUGGAAAACGCUCCGCUGAUCCCAACUUCUUGAGAUUCGGCCGCUCAUUUGACAACUUUGACCGUGAAUCCCGCAAGCCCAACUUCCUCCGUUUCGGAAAGUAA